Messenger RNA from Neogale vison (American mink), 1942 nucleotides. It is a transcript of the gene POLD3, whose product is annotated as DNA polymerase delta 3, accessory subunit. Lineage: Eukaryota; Metazoa; Chordata; Mammalia; Carnivora; Mustelidae. Gene Ontology annotation, biological process: DNA strand elongation involved in DNA replication; nucleotide-excision repair, DNA gap filling; DNA replication. The transcript is spliced from 12 exons. Gene Ontology annotation, molecular function: DNA-directed DNA polymerase activity. Gene Ontology annotation, cellular component: nucleus; delta DNA polymerase complex. Bases 79 to 1398 code for a protein of 439 amino acids. The record is from RefSeq and is a predicted model, not a curated record.
GAACCCGGGAGAGAGAAAGACGUUUCCCGCCGGCGGGAGCUACGUUUGUGGUGGCGGGGCUCGCAGCUCCGUAGCACCAUGGCGGACCAGCUUUAUCUGGAAAACAUAGACGAGUUCGUCACGGACCAGAACAAGAUCGUGACCUACAAAUGGCUGAGCUAUACACUAGGGGUUCAUGUUAACCAAGCCAAACAGAUGCUGUAUGAUUAUGUUGAAAGGAAGCGAAAGGAGAAUUCGGGAGCCCAGCUGCAUGUCACGUAUUUAGUGUCUGGCAGUCUCAUUCAGAAUGGACAUUCUUGCCACAAGGUUGCAGUAGUGAGAGAAGAUAAAUUGGAAGCAGUGAAGUCCAAGCUAGCGGUGACUGCCAGCAUCCAUGUGUACAGCAUCCAGAAAGCCAUGCUAAAGGACAGUGGGCCUCUGUUCAAUACGGACUAUGACAUCCUUAAAAGCAACUUGCAGAACUGCAGCAAGUUUAGUGCCAUACACUGUGCAGCUGCAGUCCCCAGAGCUUCUGUUGAAUCCUCGUCCUCUGAAAAGUUUGAGCAGUCCAAUCUUCAAGUAUCAAGUGAGACACCAGCCAAUAAUGAGUUGACAACCAAUGGUCACAGUCCACCUACCUCCAAACAGAUUUUCCAGCAGCCCAAAGGGAUAAUGGGUAUGUUUGCCUCUAAAGCUGCUUCUAAAACUCAAGAUGCCAACAAGGAAACCAAAACAGAGACUAAAGAGGUAACAAAUGUAUCUUCCACAGGCAACAAGGCACCAGGGAAAGGGAAUGUGAUGAGCAAUUUUUUUGGAAAAGCUGCAAUGAAUAAACUUAAAGUCAAUUUGGAUUCAGAACAAGCAGUGAAAGAAGAAAAAAUAGUGGAGCAACCUCCAGUGUCUGUCACUGAACCAAAGCUGGCAGCCCCUACAGGCCUGAAGAAAUCCAGCAAAAAAGCAGAGCCUGUUAAGAUGCAGCAGAAGGAAAAAAAAAGGGGGAAGCGAGUGGAGUUAUCUGAUGAUGAGACAAAAGAAACUGAAAAUAUGAAGAAAAAGAGGAGACGAAUCAAACUUCCUGAGUCUGAUAGCAGUGAAGAUGAAGUCAUACCAGACUCUCCUGGAGAUUAUGAAGCUGAGUCACCAUCCCCACCUCCUCCUUCUCCACCUCCUGAACCAGUGCCGAAGACUGAACCAGAACCUCCUUCUGUCAAGAGCUCAAGUGGAGAAAAAAGAAAACGAAAGCGGGUGCUGAAAUCGAAAACCUUUGUAGAUGAGGAAGGCUGCAUAGAUUUGCGCAACAACCAUGAUGGCUGCUGUGAAAGAAGAGAAGCCCAUGACAAGUUCUUUGCCUUCCUGGGACAGACCAUCAUUGGAAAGGCAACCAUGUGCAUGUUUGUGCAUUUCAUAGACUUUUGUUAAAAGUUUACUAUGUGCCCAGCACUGUUAUGCUAGAUGCUGGGGAUACAAAGGUAAAUUUUUUGCCCUCAAGGAAUUUACUGUGUAGUGGAGGGAGAGAUGUAGACAAGUAAUUAUAAUGUGCUAUGAUACUAAUAUAAUACUUUAUUAAUACUACUAAUAAUACUAAUAUAAUAAGAAUAAUACUGAUAUAAUACUUUCAAGAGUGCUUACCAGGGGGCAAAAUUUGUGCAAGGUAUCUAAAUCCACUUUCUCUAAUCCUUACAAUACUUUCAUUUACAAAUGAAGUUAGGGAGUCUUAGAGAGUUGCAUGAUUUGCCCAAUAAGUGGCAGAGUGAGAUGUGUCUUCUUUUUCAAACAUUUUAUGUAUUCAUUUAGGGAGAGAGACUAUGCCCAUGAGCCUGGGAAUGGGCAGAGGGAGAGACAAUUUCCAGUAGACUGUGCUGAGAAUGGAGCCCAGUGGGAGACUCAGUCCCACAACCCUGAUAUCAUGACCUGAGAUGAAACUGAGUCAGACGCUUAGCCAGCUGAGCUGAGGUGCCCCUCU